CGUGAAUGUAUUAAAAGUUGACUUGAUAUCAUUCGUCAGUGAUAUCCACCACGGAGUGAGUCGAACAGGAAAUCCAGAUUAUAUCUCAAAAUGGACUCCCAAGUUAAACCUCCAACAUCAACCCCAACCACUCAUCCGAGACUUGGAUGGAUCGGCCUCGGGUCGAUGGGGCUGGCCAUGGCAUUGAACCUCCAAAGCCAUCUAUCGCAUGUCGGGGCCCCUCCACUGUGCUUCUAUAACCGUACAGAAGCUCGGGGCCAGCCGAUCCUCGACAAAGGAGGAGUCCAGAGUGCCAGUGUCCCAGACUUGAUUGCCCAGGUCGAUAUUUGCUUCAUUGCCGUCAGCGACGGCACAGUCGUCACCUCGAUUGUCAAUUCAAUCAUAGAAGCAUCCACACCGGAACAGCUUCAGGGCAAGAUCAUUGUCGACACGUCGACCAUUCAUCCGGAUGUAUCCUCGUGGGCGCAGCGAACGCUUGCCGAAAAGGGGGCUAGUUUUGUAGCAGCCCCCGUGUUCGGGGCAAGCCCUGUAGCAAGGGAAGGCCGGCUUUUAAUCGUGACAGCAGGCGCUGACGAGGCUGUCAGAGAUAUUGAGCCGUUCUUGGUUGGUGUAUUGGCGAGAAAGACGUUGCACAUGGGAAAUGACGCGGCGCAAGCGAGUUUGAUGAAGACGGCAGGAAACUUCUUGACGGCUGGGAUGAUGGAGCUUGUGGCUGAAGCACAGGUCUUUGCCGAGAAGACUGGUAUCGGAAGUGAGGCACUGGAGUCCUUGAUUGAAGAGCAGUACGGCGCACUUCCACUCGCGAUGUCAAGGCGGAUGACAGAGGGGUUUUACCUUCCGAAACAGGGGGAACGGCCUUGGUCGGACCUUCAACUGGCUGUGAAAGAUGUCGGAUUAGGUGUUUCGUGUGCGGAGAACGCUGGAACGAGGUUACCCGUUGCAGAUGUUGUUCUUAGGCAUUAUGAUGAGGCUUCCCAGUAUGCACGGACGAAUGAAAGGGUAUUGGACUCCUCGUCCAUGUACGGAGUACUCCGGACGCAUGCCGGGCUUGAUUUUGAAUCGGACCGUGUGAAGGAGAGGUGAUGAUGAGCCUGAUGUGGACACAUUAGUGGCGUGACUGUUGUGAGCUCAACUAAAUCACAUUUUAGGCAUGUACUAUCAUUGAACUGUGUUACACUGAAAGCAUUCACUGUUGAUGCCACUAUGCUGAAUAUCUCUUGUCAGUCAAGAAGACUUGACACAAUACUGGACACUUAGUAGCAUUGUCUCAUAGGUUAAU
This is a messenger RNA of Aspergillus pseudonomiae, 1279 nucleotides long. Its product is annotated as NAD(P)-dependent oxidoreductase. The transcript has 3 exons. Bases 91 to 1083 code for a protein of 330 amino acids. The record is from RefSeq and is a predicted model, not a curated record. NCBI's taxonomy places the organism in Eukaryota, Fungi, Ascomycota, Eurotiomycetes, Eurotiales, Aspergillaceae. Gene Ontology annotation, molecular function: oxidoreductase activity, acting on the CH-OH group of donors, NAD or NADP as acceptor; NAD binding; NADP binding.